Molecule: messenger RNA, 246 nt
Organism: Thermochaetoides thermophila DSM 1495
Lineage: Eukaryota; Fungi; Ascomycota; Sordariomycetes; Sordariales; Chaetomiaceae
Exons: 2
Coding region: 1-246 (81 amino acids)
Source: RefSeq, a predicted model, not a curated record
AUGAAACCGAGUCCCUGUGCCGCGAGCCCAGCGCACAACACCCCCAGCGCAUCUUUCCCCUUCAACCCCCUGAUACACGUCCCCGCCAAUGUACCAGCCAGCAUGACGGGGAAGAUGGGCAAGAUCCAGGCGGGCGUCAUCUUCCCUAUUGUCAGCCUCCUCUCGCGCUUGACCGUAAAUAAGGGCAAAGCGCAGGGCGAUAGCUACCGUGGUGAGGAGGAAGAAGACCACAUCGAGAAGAAAUAG